Ixodes scapularis (black-legged tick) is the source of this 1320-nucleotide messenger RNA. RefSeq lists its product as uncharacterized. The transcript is spliced from 3 exons. The coding region runs from base 1 to 1320 and encodes 439 amino acids. The record is from RefSeq and is a predicted model, not a curated record. NCBI's taxonomy places the organism in Eukaryota, Metazoa, Arthropoda, Arachnida, Ixodida, Ixodidae.
AUGGCCGCAGUGUGGAGACCGACCACCAACUUCGUUGCCGCCAAGCUGUCGCCCUGGCGGUGCAGAAACUUGUCUUUCUUCAGCCGGGCUCACGUGUGCAACACAGUCAGCUACCCAGCCGUGCUGUACAGGGCUCAGGCCGUCUGCUGCCCGGGCAGCCAGGCCGGAAAAGUACACCGGAACUGGGCCAUGUUCGUGUGGAAGUCCGCCAUGGAAAGCACACGAAGGAACAACCUCUUUCUGCACCAAGAGAGCGGAGGUCUGGGCCUCGUUAACAUCGUGCUCAAGCUGCACGUGCAGCGUUUUCUGCUUUUCCGGGAUGCAAAGGACCCGACCUUCAUCGCCGUGCUGCACCACCUUGGAUUCCCACAUCUCGGGAAUUGGAUGGUGAGCACGAGUGGCCGCACGACCAAGGGAGCCGCCCUGAGGUUCUACAAGGAAAUCGCCAGCUCCAUCGAGUUUCUGCAGGCCCAAUUCUCCUGGGAAUACCUGGCGACCGUCGGAAAGAGGCGGCUGUACUGGGAUGCCGUUUCCGCAUCCUUCCCGCCACCGCUCUACAGACAACCACCGACGCCCGACGACGCGACGCGACUUUACAAACUCGUGCGAAUCCUUCCCAUCCCUGUGGUGACAAGGGACUUCUUCGUCCGGAUGCACAUGGAGGUCCUUCCAGUUAAAACCUGGCUCCAUCAAAAGGGGUUCUUCGUGCCGUGGUCCCUAAACUGCGACCUUUGCGGGGCGCCCGAGACCAUCCAGCACGUCCUAGUCGAGUGUAGCAAUGCCUACCUCUUCUGGGACGAGAUGAGGACGACGUUUGAGCUCAGGGACUCCUUCGAAGUGGAGUGGAGCGUCUUCAAGUAUCUGCAACUCGAGGAGAGGGAUAAGACGGAGGUGGCGCACAUGAUGAUGCUGCUGGGCCUGCACGCCAUCUGGCAGUCGCGUACCGCAAUGGUGCAAUGCCAUCUCGACGCGCGUCCAACCUGGAGCUACUUCGUGUCCACGUUGGGGUGGGUGCUAUCGGUGACGUCGCGGCAGCCGAACGCGGGUGAUUGGGAGUGCAUCAAGCGACAACUCGAGGAAGGUCGUCGCCGCUGCGUACAACGACAUUGCAUAAUUGCUCACGCGGUCUCAUACUGUAUCGUUUGCGUUUCCUCUCAAUCGUUUCCGCCAAGUCUGGUCAGAGUCUUUGUUUUUCACGCUCGUCUCUACAGUUUGCAUAACGUUUCUAUACGAGCUAUCCACCUGUCGUUUUCUGAAUUACUUUUCAAUGUGGCCUUGUAUAAUGUUUGCGGAACCUACUGCAAGGAUGUCUGUAAAUAA